Filobasidium floriforme is the source of this 1380-nucleotide messenger RNA. RefSeq lists its product as uncharacterized. The record is from RefSeq and is a predicted model, not a curated record. Bases 1 to 1380 code for a protein of 459 amino acids. NCBI's taxonomy places the organism in Eukaryota, Fungi, Basidiomycota, Tremellomycetes, Filobasidiales, Filobasidiaceae. The transcript has 2 exons.
AUGGAUCGCGAUCGAUCGGUCUCUAGCUCGCCCGACCCGCUAGGCGGCACGCCUCGGACAAGCACGCAAAGCACGAACCCGGACCUCGCCCGAUCGCCGACUCCGCAGAGCUCGAUUGACGAUCCCCAUUUACGUCCAGUCGGGAACGGUACGAAUACCGAUAGCUCGGUACAAUUCAUCCACACCGUGGCCAUACCUCCAUCGGGAGAUUUCAGCCAGGAAGCGGAGGAAGAGGAAGAAGAUUCUCGGGAAUCGCCGUCCUUUGAAGGAGUCAAGUUCAGUUCGAGCUUCGGCCCUCCUCUCAGCUCAAUCGAUACACCGAAAAAGAUGUCAAGCAGUAAGACCGAAAUUCUGGAAGACGAUUCGUCGCCUGGUAGAGCCCGUCGUCUGGAAAGCGAUCGCCCUCAAGCACACGAUCAACCGAUCAGGAAGCGACGACUAGCCCCGACUGCUGCUUCGUCUCUACACCGUCCCGGUUCAUCCUCCUCAAGAAAUAUACAAUCGAGCCAGAUACCAUCUACCACUCUCGCCAGCAAGACCGACCUUAUUCUUUCACACCACGAGACAACAUCCGUAAAGAGCCAGAGACUGCCAGGCGGGAAGGGAACGCAGCAGCCUCGAGUACAAGCUUCAUCCCAGGCCAUGCAGCACCGUCGCGAACCGCCUCCGAGAUCUCGGUCGGCACGGGUCGAAGAUCGAUUAGCUACUCGGACCGUCAUGCCGCCUCGAGGACUAGUUCUACCCGGAGCUACUCCUAACAUUGAUGCCCCUUUAGGCAAAACUCCAUAUACUAGUAGCAGAAUUAGCAAAAACCUGGGUCCAGCGGAAGUCGGAUCGUCAUCCUCAUCUCAACGACCCAUCCAGCGGAACAUCAACACAGGUGCCGCAUUACCCCCUAUAACUCUUUCCAACGAGUCCUCCGCACAUCAUGAACAAGAAGAAGAAGAAGAAGACUCCAUCGAAGCUCUACGAAAUACCGGGCCCAUCCGUUCUUCUCGCAAAGACGAUCUCCGUUCCGAGUCACGCGCUUAUAUCUACGGACUACCGGGAAGUUCUACAUUAUUCGGCUCGGAUUUCAGUAAAGCCAGUUUAGCGGAAGAUGGAGAGGAUGCUGGAGGGUUUGAUCUAGGUGAAGAGUUCGGGGUGGGUAUAGGGACGGCAACAGGAGAAGAAGGGGGGAGCGAGGAGGAUAAGGACGACAGCUUGGGCUGCGGUUUGACUAGGAGAAGGAGAUCUGGGUCGGGAGGUGAAAAUACGAGCGAAUUAACGCGAGCUGCUACCUCUCAUACAAAGAUGCGGAACCGUCAUCGCAAGGCGUCCGCUCGUCAAUAUCUCGGACCCGAUCGAUCGUUUCGGCUGGACAGGAAUUAUCAGCUUUGA